Molecule: messenger RNA, 1537 nt
Organism: Heterocephalus glaber (naked mole-rat)
Lineage: Eukaryota; Metazoa; Chordata; Mammalia; Rodentia; Bathyergidae
Source: RefSeq, a predicted model, not a curated record
AGUCGCAGCCAAUCCGAGGCGCCUGGGGCGGUCGGCGCGGUCCGUGGUGGCGCUGAGGAGAGCGUUUGCCGCCAUGAUAGAACAGCAGAAGCGCAAGGCCCCGGAGUUGCCACUGGUUCCAGUCAAGCGGCAGCGACAUGAGUUGCUCCUGGCAGCGGCGGGGUCAGGCCCCGGAGCAGGGCAGCAGCAGGCGACCCCGGGAGCUUUACUUCAAGCGGGACCUCCAAGGUGUUCCUCCCUUCAAGCCCCAAUCAUGCUACUCUCAGGACAUGAAGGAGAAGUGUACUGCUGCAAGUUUCACCCCAAUGGCUCCACCUUGGCAUCUGCAGGAUUUGACCGAUUGAUACUGCUGUGGAAUGUCUAUGGUGACUGUGAUAAUUAUGCCACACUGAAAGGACAUAGUGGAGCAGUGAUGGAGCUCCAUUAUAACACAGAUGGCAGUAUGCUCUUCUCCGCAUCCACAGAUAAAACUGUGGCAGUAUGGGAUAGUGAAACAGGCGAAAGGGUUAAAAGGCUGAAGGGACAUACUUCCUUUGUAAAUUCCUGUUACCCAGCCAGGAGGGGACCCCAGCUUGUCUGCACUGGCAGCGAUGAUGGUACAGUUAAGCUUUGGGACAUCCGGAAGAAAGCAGCUAUCCAGACGUUUCAAAACACAUACCAGGUAUUAGCUGUGACCUUUAAUGACACAAGUGAUCAGAUUAUCUCUGGUGGAAUAGACAAUGAUAUAAAGUGCGUGUCUGGGAUGUCCGUCCAUUUGCCCCUAAAGAGAGGUGUGUAAAGAUAUUUCAAGGAAAUGUGCAUAACUUUGAAAAGAAUCUCCUGAGAUGUUCUUGGUCACCUGAUGGGAGCAAAAUAGCAGCUGGCUCAGCGGACAGGUUUGUGUAUGUGUGGGACACCACAAGCAGGAGAAUACUGUAUAAGCUGCCUGGCCAUGCUGGCUCCAUCAAUGAAGUAGCUUUCCAUCCUGAUGAGCCCAUCAUUCUCUCAGCAUCUAGUGACAAGAGACUGUAUAUGGGGGAGAUUCAGUGAAGAUACAGGAUGGAAGACUCUGAGGCUGCUUGACCUUGAGGCCUCAGGCCGCAUAAUUGGCUUCCAACGGUGCCCAGGUUCUCCUCCCUUCUUAUGACCGCUACUAGCAAGAAACAAGAGCUGGUGGGCACAUUCCAUCAACCACUUGAACCCCAGUCAACCAGGAUGAUUGAGGCUCCCGGUGGCCUCUGAUACUACCUGCCAGACUUCAGGGACCUGUUUCUCCUUUGUUUUGUUUUUAAUAAGAUUUCUUCAAACGUCUGCUGCCUGCCUCACAAGCGCAAGGUCCUGAAUUUGAUCCCCACUACCAAAAAAAAAGAUUUCAAAUGGACAAGACAUUGAUUGUUGCACAGUUUCCUGUUUUCUAAUCCUGGCUGAAGACAGGAAAUAUCAACUGAAGUUUCUUGGUUUGUUUUGUUUUUAAUUUAGUAACUGGCUUGUAUGAUUUCAUUCUAUGUUUUUGAGUCAUUUUGUAUUAAAAACCAAAUAGAUGCCUUUUUACAAGAGA